Carlito syrichta (Philippine tarsier) is the source of this 3350-nucleotide messenger RNA. RefSeq names its product butyrophilin subfamily 3 member A3. Gene Ontology annotation, cellular component: external side of plasma membrane. The record is from RefSeq and is a predicted model, not a curated record. Gene Ontology annotation, biological process: regulation of cytokine production; T cell receptor signaling pathway. Gene Ontology annotation, molecular function: signaling receptor binding. The coding region runs from base 24 to 1745 and encodes 573 amino acids. The transcript is spliced from 10 exons. Lineage: Eukaryota; Metazoa; Chordata; Mammalia; Primates; Tarsiidae.
GACAUUUUUGGCAGAGCAUCAAAAUGAAAAUGGCAUGUUUCUUGACCUUCUUUCUGCACACCUUCCUUGUCUACCAUGUUUUGGUCCAUCCGCUCACUCCUUGCUCAGCUCAGUUUGCCGUGCAUGGACCCCCUGGGCCCAUCCUGGCCAUGGUAGGUGAAGAUGCUGAUCUGCCCUGUCACCUAUCCCCAUCGAUGAAUGCAGAGACCAUGGAGCUAAGGUGGGUAAGAUCCAGCCUUAGGCAGGUAGUGAACAUGUAUGCGGAUGGAAAGGAAGUGGAAGACAAACAGAGUGCUGAGUAUCAAGGGAGAACUUCGAUUCUUCGAAAUAACAUCACUGCAGGGAAGGCUGCUCUCCGAAUAUACAACGUCAGAGCCUCUGACAGUGGAAACUACCUGUGUUAUUUCCAAGAUGACAACUUCUAUGAGAAAGCCCUGGUGGAGCUGAAGGUUGCAGCACUGGGUUCUGAUCUUCAUGUUGAAGUGAGGAGUUAUGAAGAUGGAGGAAUCCAUCUGGAGUGCAGGUCCACAGGCUGGUACCCUCAGCCCCAAAUACAGUGGAAAGAUGCCAAAGGAGAGAACACCCCAGCUACGGCAGCACCUGUGGUUGCAGACAGAGUGGGCCUGUAUGCAGUAGCAGCGUCUGUGAUAAUGAGAGGCAGCUCAGGAGAGGGGUUAUCCUGUAUCAUCAGAAAUUCUCUCCUUGGCCAGGAAAAGACAGCCAGGAUUUCCAUCACAGAGCCCUUCUUCAUGAACUCUGAACCCUGGAUCAAGGCCCUGGCAGGGACCCUGCCUGUCUUGCUGCUGCUUCUCGCAGGAGCCAGUUACUUUUUGUGGCGACAGCAGAAGGAAAAUAACGCUCUAACCAAGGAGACAGAAAGAGAGCAAAUGCUGAAAGAAAAAGAAUAUGCCGCAACGGAGCAGGAAAAAAGCACAAGAGAGAAGCUCCAGGAGGAACUCAAGUGGAGAAGAAUCCAGUACAUGGCUCGUGGGGAGAAGUCUCAGACCUAUGCUGAAUGGAAAGUGGCCCUCUUCCAAGCUGCGGACGUACUUCUGGAUCCAGAAACAGCAAACCCCAUCCUUAUUGUUUCCGAGGAUCAGAGGAGUGUGCAGCGUGCAGAGGAACCACAGAAUCUGCCAGACAUCCCUGAGAGAUUUGAUUGGCGUUACUGUGUGCUCGGCUGUGAGAACUUCACUUCAGGGCGACAUUACUGGGAGGUAGAGGUGGGAGACAGGAAAGAGUGGCAUAUCGGAGUAUGUUGGAGAAAUGUGGAAAGAAAAGGUUGGGUCAAAAUGACUCCAGAGAAUGGAUACUGGACUAUGGGGCUGUCUGAUGGCUAUAACUAUCGGGCUCUCACUGAACCUAGGACCAAACUGACUCUUGACAAGGCCCCUACAAGAGUGGGGGUCUUCCUGGACUAUGAGACUGGAGAGGUCUCAUUUUACAAUGCCAUGGAUGGAUCUCAUAUCUACACCUUCCUGCAUACCUCCUUCUCUGAGCCUCUGUGUCCUGUUUUCAGAAUUUUAACUUUGGAGCCCACUGCCCUGACCAUUUGCCCAGCAGCCAAAGAAGUGUGGCAUUCUCUUGUUCCUGACCUAGUGCCUGAUUCUUCUCAGGAGACCCCAGUGACCCUGGGCUUAUCUGAGCAAAGUGGGGAGCCUCAGGCUGAGGUACAGUCUCUGCUUCUCCCUCUCCAGUCUGGAGCUGAGGGCCUCCCACUCCAGAGCAACAAAUCACAACCAUAAAGCUACAUGCACACAAUGAAGCACUUUACUGAUAUUAAUUAAAUUAUUCCAUAUGACAGUCCUUAGAGUUUGGUACCACUUUAUUGUCUCCUUUAUACAGAUAAGGAAACUGAAGUGCAGGAAAGUGAACUAACCUUCUAAAGCUGAUGUGAAAAUGGUGAGAUCUAAACAACUAACAAGAGAAUUUAAAAUGCAUUAGAUGCUGUACUAAGUGCUUUAGGUGGAUUUCCCUUACUUAAUCCUUGUGACCCCCUGUGAAAGAGUGUCCUUUCGCUGCUGUGGACGAUGAGGCAGGGCACUGUUAAGUAACAUUGUUACUCAUAUAGUAAGUUGAAUAAACCUGUUCUAUCCUGAUUUUCCCCCAUAAGAAGUGACUAUGUACGGCCCUGAGGUUCCCUUCCCAGCUCAGCUUUGGGAUAGGCAUCAUUGUAGGUGGUUGUGGAGGUGAUACCCUCUUGACUCUUUCUCAGCUGAUUAUGAGAGCUUUAGACCCAACACUGCUUUGGAUCAACUCUGCGGGCUGCAGAGAAUGCAAUUCUCUGUCUUGGUCCAGAGAAUAAACUUAGUGUAACCACAUCACACAGGACUGAGGAAGGGACUAGAGUCUAUACUCUUAAUAAAUGAUGUUCCCACCCUAUAAAUGUGAUAAGUGAUCAUGGAACCAGAUCCCAUCUUCCCACAUUCAAGGUUUCCAGGGAGCAUCACUAAUACCCUAAAAAUUGUCUGUGAAAUAAGAAAUUUGGGCAAAGGAAGCUAAAAGAACUACAGGAAUAUGUUUAAUCACACUAUGGAAUCUAUUUCCAGGAAAGCUAUAUCCACCCUGAUCAUGGAUGGAUGUUGAACCAAUAUUCCUUUCAACUGACAGAUACUAGAGGAAAACUCCUCUUCAUCAUUAUCACUGCUAUUGUUCAUCAUCAUAUUCCCUCUGCCUAGCAUGUGGUUGUCAAGUUCUAUUUGUUCAAUGAAUUUGUCCAUAAGCAUUACUCUUCAACUUGGCUUUUUCUAGACUCUGAUAAGUCUUCUCAGCACAAUAGAGUAGACUACACACCUGCUGUACUCACCACUGUUCCACAGUUUACCUCAUGGCACUAUUUGCACAAAACUCUUAUUGUAUGAGUUUUCUAUUGCUGCCAUUAUGAAUUACCAUAAGCUCAGAGACCUACAACAACACAAAUGUAUUAUCGCAGAGUUCUGUAGGUCACAUGUCCAACAUGGAUCUCACUGAACUAAAAUGAAGGUGUCUGCAGGCUGCGUUCCUUUCUGGAGAGCUAGGGAAGAUUCUGUUUCCUUGCUUAUUCAGACUGUUGGCAGCAUUCAGUUCCUUGCAAUUAUAGAACCAAAGUUCUAGUUUCCUCCUAGUUAUUAACUGAAGGCUAUGAUCACCACUAGAGGCUGCCCCACCCCGACUCCUAGCUCCUGUCCUCCAUCUUCAAAGCAGCAACAGCAGGUUGAAGUACUCUCAAUCUUUCAUUUCUCCUGGUUCUUCUUCCAUUGUGUCUCUUCUGCCUUCUAUUUUAAGGACUCUUGUGAUCAGAUUGGGUCCAACAAGACAACUUAGUAUAAUUUCUUUAUGCUAAGGUUAAUAAACUUAAAUUUUAUGUGUAA